Molecule: messenger RNA, 1122 nt
Organism: Amphimedon queenslandica
Lineage: Eukaryota; Metazoa; Porifera; Demospongiae; Haplosclerida; Niphatidae
Exons: 2
Coding region: 9-1007 (332 amino acids)
Source: RefSeq, a predicted model, not a curated record
UCUGGAGUAUGACUGGCAUUGAACCAUCUUUUACUCACUCUAUAGCAUCAAUAUAUAUACUCUGCUUCACUCAAUUAGUUACCACUUCUUUCAAAAUAUUGAGCUUCAAUGCAAACAGUAUAUUUAGCUUCAAUGACACUAAAUUAUUUUAUGAUAUGAAUCAGGAUUACUUUAAGGGGGUUCAUGGUGCUGCUGGUUUCUUUGCAAUCUUAGUGUUAUUGUUUCUGAUUGUUCUACCAACACUUUAUAUACUCUUUUAUCCAUUCAAAUGGUUUCAUAAGUUAUUUGAUUGUUUACAUUUGAGGAAACAGCUACUGAUAUCACUGGGUGAUGUGUUUACUGGUCCUUAUAAGAAUGGAACUGAGAAUACUUAUGAUUAUCGUUUCAUGGCUGGACUAUACCUACUGGCAAGAAUAAUCAUUUUGAGUCAAUUCAUUUAUGGAUAUUAUUCCAUAAUUUCAAUACCAAUUUCUCAAGCUUGCUGUUCCUUCUUACUAGCAGUAAUAGUUAUCAUCUUUCGUCCUUUCCAAAGAAAUGUUCAUAAUUUUGCUGAAUUUCUUAUCCUGUUUGUAACAACAAUUUUUGGAUGCACAAGCACUGUUAAUUCUAUUCUUAUCUCAAAGUCGGUUAAAUCUGAUAUUGUUUUUGUAAUAAUAUUAAACAUUUUUCUAUUUCUACCACUAAUUAUCAAUGGUCUAAUUUUUGUCAUUAUUAUACCAGGUUAUAUAAUCUACCAGGUAUACAAAAUGAUAAAAUCAUGUUAUCGUUAUCAUAAAAGAAAUAAUCCAGUGGCUAACAGAAAUCAAGAAGAAGACCAUCAGCCAUUAGUUGGUAAUGAUGAUGAUUGGAUUGCUGAUCGUAUGGAGAAUCCACAAGAAUAUGAUGAACAACAUGUUCCUGGUAGAAUGGAUGAUGUAUCUGAAGAGGAUCAACAACCCGCCUUUACUAGAUAUAUUGCUACAGCUGCUACUUAUGGCAGUAUUAAUGAAGAUACUCAUCGAAAUUAAAAUAACAAUUUUCGGUUAGCUUCUUAGUUAAUAUUAAACUCUGCUUUGUGUAGGCUUUGAUUGCUUUUGUUGCUAUUUUUUUGAAAUUGCCCUUUCAAAAUGUGUCAGCCAUUAA